AUGCCCAAUCCACUUGUGCGGCUCGGUAAGGAGCUGAAGGAGGCGACGGAACACCCCGACCCGGACAUUCAUCUGGAGCUGUAUGACCCCUCCAAGGGCAGCGACGCCAGCCGCAGUAGCCAGGGCGCUGGGUCGCAGCCCCCGCAGCGGCAGCCCGGGCUUUACACAUGGCUGGCCAUUCUCAAAGGUCCACCCGAUACGCCGUUCGAGGGCGGCAGCUAUCGACUGGUGUUGAGCAUCCCGCACGAGUAUCCGCUGGUGCCCCCGAAGGCUGCCUUUAUUACGAAGGUGUUCCACCCCAACGUCGAGUUCCACACGGGCAACGUCUGCCUUGACAUCCUCAAGAAGCGGUGGUCGCCGGUGUGGACGCUGAGCUCCGUGUGCCGCGCGAUUCUUAAUCUGCUGGCGGAGCCAGAGUCGGAUAGCCCGUUCAACUGCGAUGCCGGAAACCUUCUGCGCGCUGGCGACAUGGAGGGUUACGCGAGUCUGGUGCGGUACUACGCCAUCACCGACGCGGGAGCGCCGCCGUUUGUGGAGGAGGAGGAAUGA
Molecule: messenger RNA, 549 nt
Organism: Leishmania mexicana MHOM/GT/2001/U1103
Lineage: Eukaryota; Euglenozoa; Kinetoplastea; Trypanosomatida; Trypanosomatidae
Product: putative ubiquitin carrier protein
Exons: 1
Coding region: 1-549 (182 amino acids)
Source: RefSeq, a predicted model, not a curated record